This is a messenger RNA of Vicugna pacos (alpaca), 1566 nucleotides long. RefSeq names its product actin, cytoplasmic 1. NCBI's taxonomy places the organism in Eukaryota, Metazoa, Chordata, Mammalia, Artiodactyla, Camelidae. The record is from RefSeq and is a predicted model, not a curated record.
AGGAGUUCGUAGAAACUGGCCGGUCGCUCACUCAUCGCAGCCGCCCGCGCUCCGCGUCCUCUCGCUGCCCCGCCGCUUGCUCCGCCGCAUCCCGCCUCCUCCGCCGAUCGCGGUGGAAGAAGAAAUCGCUGCGCUCGUCAUUGACAAUGGUUCUGGCACGUGCAAAGCUGGCUUUGCUGGGGACAACGACCCCGGGCUGUCUUCCCUUCCAUUGUCGGCCAUCCCCGACAUCAGGGCGUCAUGGUGGGCGUGGGGCAGAAGGACAGCUACGUGGGCGAUGAGGCCCAGAGCAAGCGCGGCAUCCUGACCCUCAAGUACCCCAUUGAGGGUGGCAUCAUCACCAACUGGGACGACAUGGAGAAAACCUGGCACCACACCUUCUACAACAAGCUAUGCAUGGCCCCCAAGGAGCACCCUGUGCUGCUGACCGAGGCCCCUCUGAACCCCAAGGCCAACUGUGAGAAGAUGACCCAGAUCAUGUUCGAGAUCUUCAACACCCUGGCCAUGUACGUGGCCAUCCAGGCUGUGCUGUCCCUGUACGCCUCUGGCCGCACCACUGGUAUUGUCAUGGACUCUGGGGAUGGGGUCAUCCACACUGUGCCCAUCUACGAGGGCUACACCCUCCCCCACGCUGUCCAGUGUCUGGACCUGGCUGGCCGGGACCUGACGGAUUACCUCAUGAAGAUCCUCACUGAGCAUGGCUACAGCUUCACCACCACGGCCGAGCGGGAAAUUGUGUGUGACAUCAAGGAGAAGCUCUGCUACGUCGCCCUGGACUUCGAGCAGGAGAUGGCCACCGCUGCCUCCAGCACCUCUCUGGAGAAGAGCUAUGAGCUGCCCGACUGCGUCAUCACCAUCAGCAACGAGCGCUUCCGGUGUCCAGAGGUGCUUUUCCAGCCCUCCUUCCUGGGCAUAGAGUCACAUGGCAUCCACGAAACCACCUUCAACUCCAUCAUGAAGUGUGAUGUCCACAUCCGGAAGGACCUGUACGCCAACACAGUGCUGUCUGGUGGGACUGCCAUGUACCCCAGCAUUGCCGACAGGAUGCAGAAGGAGAUCAUGGCCCUGGCCCCUAGCACGAUGAAGAUCAAGAUCAUCGCUCCUCCCGAGCACAAGUACUCCAUGUGGAUCGGGGGCUCCAUCCUGGCCUGGCUGUCCACCUUCCUGCAGAUGUGGAUCAGCAAGCAGGAGUACAACAAGUUGGGCCCCUCCAUCGUCCACCGCUAAUGCUUCUAAGUGGACUGCAGGCAGAUGCAUAGCAUUUGCUGCAUGAGUUAAUUCAGAAGUAUAAAUUUGCCCUGGCAAACAUACACAUCUCACACCAGCCUUGUGAAACUGGAAUAAGCCUUUGAAAAGAAAUUUGUCCUUGAAGCUUGUAUCUGGCAUCAGCACUGGAUGGUAGACUUGUUGCUGAUCUUGACCUUGUAUUCAAGUUAGCUCUUCCCUCCGUGUAUGUUUAAUACCCUGUGCUUAUCUUUGAUUUAAACCCCUAGUUACAUGCAGCUCUGUCACUUGUCGUGGCUGAGGUGAGAACACAUUUGUGGAAGAGAAACUCAUUGGCUUGAU